GAGGAUGUUUCCAAGCUACAAAGUGAAAGUGACCGGCAUGAACCCCAAGACUAAGUACAUCUUGCUGAUUGAUAUCGUCCCCGCCGACGAUCAUCGAUACAAAUUCUGCGAUAACAAGUGCUCAUUAGAGUCUUGUCAGUUUAAUUUCAGUUCUAUUAUUCUUAAUUCCAUGCACAAAUACCAGCCCAGGUUGCACAUAGUGAAAGCGGAUGAAAACAACGCAUUUGGCUCAAAGAACACAGCUUUUUGCACUCACGUGUUUCCAGAAACCUCCUUUAUAUCGGUGACAUCCUACCAAAAUCAUAAG
This is a messenger RNA of Protobothrops mucrosquamatus (brown spotted pit viper), 307 nucleotides long. RefSeq names its product T-box transcription factor TBX4-like. Gene Ontology annotation, molecular function: RNA polymerase II cis-regulatory region sequence-specific DNA binding; DNA-binding transcription factor activity, RNA polymerase II-specific. The transcript has 3 exons. NCBI's taxonomy places the organism in Eukaryota, Metazoa, Chordata, Lepidosauria, Squamata, Viperidae. Gene Ontology annotation, biological process: regulation of transcription by RNA polymerase II; angiogenesis; positive regulation of DNA-templated transcription. Gene Ontology annotation, cellular component: nucleus. The annotation marks the transcript as partial. The record is from RefSeq and is a predicted model, not a curated record.